UUCCUCGCGCACGCGUACUCGUGCACGCGCGCACUGCAGGACCUGUGCAGUAAAGGGCUGCUGUGGCCGGGUCAGGAGGAACCCAGUGAGGCGCCUGCCGCGGUCCUUCUGGAAAGAAAGCAGAUUUAUAGAUUCAAUAUGCUGACAGUGAAUAAGACAUUGGGGGUUCUUUGUAGAUUGCCCAAAUGGCAAAUACAUGGAUUUUUAAGAAGUUUUACUUUUCGUCCUGGGAAACAGUUUCUUCAUAAGCUGGUAUUAGGAAUUGAAACCAGUUGUGAUGAUACAGCAGCUGCUGUGGUGGAUGAAACUGGCAGUAUCCUAGGAGAAGCAAUACACUCCCAAACUGAAGUUCACUUAAAAACAGGUGGGAUUAUUCCUUCAGUUGCACAGCAACUUCAUAGAGAAAACAUUGAACAAAUAGUGAAGAAAACUCUUUGUGCCAGUGGAGUCACCCCAAAUGAACUCUCAGCAGUUGCAACUACUGUAAAACCAGGACUUGCUCUAAGCCUGGGAGUAGGCUUGGAGUAUAGCUUACAACUAGUAAACCAGUACAAGAAGCCUUUCAUUCCUAUUCAUCACAUGGAAGCACAUGCACUUACUAUUAGAAUAACUAAUAAAGUGGAUUUUCCUUUCUUAGUUCUUUUGGUCUCUGGGGGUCACUGUUUACUGGCCAUAGUUCAAGGUAUUUCAGAUUUUCUUCUGCUCGGAAAAUCAUUAGAUAUGGCACCGGGUGACUUGCUUGACAAGGUAGCAAGAAGACUUUCUCUAAUAAAACACCCAGCAUACUCCACCAUGAGUGGUGGCAAGGCUAUAGAACAUUUAGCCAAACAAGGAAAUAGAUUACAUUUUGAUUUUCAACAUCCCCUGCAUUACUGUAGAAAUUGCAAUUUUUCUUUUUCUGGACUUCAGACUGCUGUUGAUAAAAUAAUAACACAAAAGGAAAAAGAGGAAGGGGUUGAGAAGGGACAUAUUUUGUCCUGUGCUGCUGAUAUUGCUGCUGCAGUACAGCACACAGUAGCAAGCCACAUUGCUAAACGAACCCAUCGUGCUAUUCUGUUUUGCCAACAAAGAGGUUUCCUAACUCCUUCUAAUGCUAUAUUGGUUGUAUCUGGAGGUGUUGCAAGUAACUUAUAUAUUCGAAGGACUUUGGAAAUUGUAACAAGAGCAACAAAUUGUGUUUUAUUAUGUCCUCCUGUCAAACUUUGCACAGAUAAUGGAAUUAUGAUUGCAUGGAAUGGUGUUGAGAGAUUGCGUGCAGGACUGGGCAUAUUAUACAACACAGAAGGUCUCCGAUAUGAACCAAAAUAAUAAAGGCUACCUUACAACUAGAUACAUGUCUGUGUUGGUGGGCCUAAGCCCUGUUAGAUGAGGGAGUGGACUAUUUCGAGAAUGUUCUUCACCUAAUGCCCAAGGUAGUUAUAAUAUGAAUGAAUGAAUGAAUGAAUACUUAUGAAGUGCUUACCAUAUGCCAAGCAUUAGGGAUACAGAUAGAAAAGUAAGAUAGAUUUUGUUCUCAGGGAGCUCAUAUUCUAAAAGGAGUAACAUUUUAAAAAGACAGUUCAUCUAUCUGCAAGUCUCUUAUAAAUACUGGAUGGAAAUACCCAGUGGUCCUUAGGUGGCAGCAGCAAGGCAGAUGGUAAUGCAUCUUUACUGUCAUUUCUGUUGAUAAAAUGAUAUCCAUUUCUGAAAUUAAGCCAUUUAACAGUGCUAAAAACUUUGAGGGCCAGCAUCUUCUUUACCAGGUCUUUAAUAAUUGGGGCUUUUGAGGAAGAGGGGCCUGCAGCUCCCAUUGCUGGGUCAAAUCUGUACAGGGCAUUGUUCCCCUACACAACGGCAGUAGGCCAGGCUGGAAGCUAGGCUGGGAGGUGCUAUUAUUCUUGGGGCUUAUGUGCUCAGUGUUGGGCUUCCCCCCACCAGCAUCUGAGUGGAGGUGAUGGUUGAUGUGGUGGCAGUGGUUUGGUAUUCCUGGCAUUCCACCUGCUUAUUACUUCAUCAGAGCAUGUUGCUGCUGUUCUAGAAUGUACCAAAUCCAAUUUAUUUACUCUUACAUGAAAGGUUGCAAAUCUGACAUUUUAUGUGAUCAGAUAAAAGUAAAUGAACUAACAGGGUGGUUCAGUCUGUAACAAAGUUACUUCUUUAGGCCUAAAAUUUUAAAUAGUAGUCAUUAUUACAACUAGUGAUAUGGUUUUACCUAAUACAGAAAAUAUUAAAGUGGCUAAAUGAAGUUUCCUUUUGCAUAUGAAGAUGGCACUCACUUCUAAGUUUUCACAGUACUGAUAGGUUUACAUCGAUCUGGUCACAUUUUAUCAAACAGUCUUUUCCCCAUCCUGUUGACCACCAUGAUCAGUGGCAUAUAGUUUUAAGAGGUGAAAAUUUGGGGUACAAUCUGGGGCUGUAAAACAUGUUGUUUUUCUAAUUGUGGUUAAAAUGACCUCUCUUGAAGGCUCACAAUUGUGUGUUUUUAGAAUUGUGAUCCUAAAUCAUCUGUACAGUAUUAGCAAAAAGUCAUCCAUUUUCUUUGGAAAUGGAAAAAAUUAUGAGUGAAAACAUAUAAAGAGUAUUCAUAAAGUCCUUAUAUACUUUUAAACAGUAAUAUGGGUUGUAGACUUGCUACAGCAUACAUGUGUAUAUAGGCAGCUAGAUGGUGUAGUGAAUAGAGUGCCUGACUUAGAGUCAGGA
Molecule: messenger RNA, 2679 nt
Organism: Phascolarctos cinereus (koala)
Lineage: Eukaryota; Metazoa; Chordata; Mammalia; Diprotodontia; Phascolarctidae
Gene: OSGEPL1
Product: O-sialoglycoprotein endopeptidase like 1
Biological process (GO): tRNA threonylcarbamoyladenosine modification
Cellular component (GO): mitochondrion
Source: RefSeq, a predicted model, not a curated record